Messenger RNA from Xenia sp. Carnegie-2017, 1818 nucleotides. RefSeq lists its product as uncharacterized. Bases 108 to 1718 code for a protein of 536 amino acids. Gene Ontology annotation, cellular component: membrane. Gene Ontology annotation, biological process: proton transmembrane transport. The record is from RefSeq and is a predicted model, not a curated record. Gene Ontology annotation, molecular function: proton channel activity. Lineage: Eukaryota; Metazoa; Cnidaria; Anthozoa; Malacalcyonacea; Xeniidae. The transcript has a single exon.
CCGUGUCAACAAAAGCAUUUGUCGAACGUAUAUUUAAUGCUUGUUUAUUAUUUCAAGCUUAAUAAACAAGCGAUUUAUUGAAUGUGAAAUGUUUUUAUGUUCAACCAAUGAAGCAAAGAAUGACAACAAAAAGAAAACAAACAGGCAAAACAUUUUUUCUGAGUUUUUGUUCGUUAUGUUUUUAUUCAAUUUUUCACCCGUUCUCCCCAAAUAGCUCCCGCCGCGAUGGGAGAACCUUUAGUCUUUUAUACCUAAUCAGCUUGACAACGAUAGGAGUGGUUUUAAAUCUUUCAAGAUGGAUCCAAAGCGAGAGUCAGUCAAGGAUGAAUAUGGUUACAAAUGAUCAAAUAAGUGGAUUUUUGAUGACCUGUAUUGUUCCAUCAUUGAUAUGGAUGAUGUAUUACACAGUCAAAACACCAACAAAGGCAACAGUUGAGUUCCUAGAUUCAUCAGUUUGCCAUCAAGAAUUUUUUAUCUGUGGCGUUUACAUAUUUGGUGGAGGCAGCAUUCUUCUCUGCGUACUACAAAUUAGUUUCUUCUGCCAGACAAGAACUGAAAUCAUCAGCUUGAUUUUAGCGAUACUUUGCGUUUUGUUUAUAAUUGUGCAGAUGAUUUUUCUGCGUAAAUAUUCAAAAGCAAGUUUUCAAGACGAUUCAUUCAUUCGAACGGCACUAUUUCAUCUUUUGUCAACAAAUGUAAUGUUUUUAUGCCACAGAUUACCAUUCCAUGAUAUUCCAAAAAAUCGAGUUGCAUCUUUGUCAAGUAUUGCUAACAUGCUAAACCAUUGCUAUCCAUAUUUGUACCCAUUUCUUGUGCAGUUUCCAUUAUCUUCAUUGGGCGCUAUAUUUAGACUGUUAUGUGAUCUCAAAGAACUGGAUCCAAAACCAGAUGAUAUCUACAUAGACGACGAACUUACAGAUAUCAACACAGUCAACUCGCCUAUCUUGGAGAAAGGCGAAAACAUUUUCCAACUAGAGCAAUAUGUAAAAAAAUCUGCUAGUCCGUUGAACGUACUCGAAUCACCCAGAACAAUACACGGUGGCGUUUUAAUACAACAGAGCAGGUUUGACACCAUGAAAAGAUGUCUAGGUUUGGGAUUUUUACUUUGCCUGAUAUUGUCUUCGUUUUUUCUUGCUGUGAUCAUCAUAACGUCCGUACAAAUAUCACCGUUUACUGUGAGCAUAUUUUAUAUUGCCAAAAUCGUAUAUUUACUGUCUGCAUGUAUUUCUUGUUGGUUGAUCCUCAAAGGUUUAUUGAGUCAAAAAAAUGUAUGGUUUGACUUCAGUGCUCCAGAUUUUAUGUUGUUCUUUUCCGUUACAGCUGUACUGUUCUAUGAAGGAUUUACAUUAAUGGCAUCUAUAGCUCAAAUACACAUAUCAAUAUUGCCAAAGUAUGUGUUUACUCUGUCAUUCGUAGACAUAAUACAAUGUCUUCUUCAGACAUCUACGGUUGCUAGAGCUUUGCGUUUUCGUAAUGGCUAUCAAGGUGGAUUGGUACGCGAGGCCUCGCUCUUUUUGAUGUUUUGUAACAUCAUUCUUUGGUUACAGCGAUCAUUUUUAUUUCUGCAAACGCCAUUCCUUUCAUUGGUGCAAGAUAAGUUUUACAGCAAAGCAUCUUGGAAUAUAAUUUCGUUUUUGACAUAUCCAUGUAAUCUGUUUUUUCGCUUUCAUUCUGCUGUGUGCUUGUAUAAUGUAUGGUCUCUAUUUAAUAAUAAAUAAGUAAUAACAAAAGAAUCCUUAAUUAUGAAUUCUUUUUUCGUGUAAUCUGUGUCGAUAAAAUAGGCUUGAUCAGUAGCAAACAAUAAAAACAAAAUGCCAA